Messenger RNA from Monodelphis domestica (gray short-tailed opossum), 4483 nucleotides. It is a transcript of the gene TAFA2, whose product is annotated as TAFA chemokine like family member 2. NCBI's taxonomy places the organism in Eukaryota, Metazoa, Chordata, Mammalia, Didelphimorphia, Didelphidae. The record is from RefSeq and is a predicted model, not a curated record.
GGAGUUUCAUUUGGACUCGGUGGCGUUGUAAUUCAUUCCUAAUUCCGUGGAGAGAUAGGUGGGCUAGGGUCUAGGUGGGUUAGCAAAACUCUGUCCCUAAGGGGCUUUCCAUUUUUUAAAAACAGAAAUAUCCACUAUCUUUCUCCAGUGGUGCUUUUGAAGGUGGGACAAGGAAGGGAGGUUUGUAGGUUUCAUCCGUUGGGUGGUCAUUCUGUCUUUGUUGGGAUUUAGAUUUGUUCCCUUAUCGCCACCCCUCCUUUUCCCUUCCUUUUCUUUCAUUCGGGGGGCGGGGGUCUCUAGUGAAGUAACACAGGAUACACCUGCCCCGCUCAGCUCGACAUCUCCCACCUUUUCCUCCCUGGUCAUAGUGUCAGAACUAAUUGGGGGCAGGUGGCGUGGCGGGUGGCUACUUAGUAAAAGGCAGGUUUCUUGGGACCAUUCCGGACAGUUUAGAGUCACUGUAUCUGUCCAGGAGUUGCUGCUACCCGUACUCUAGGAGUCAGAGCAAAGUCACAGCAGCUGGAGAGAGAGCUGCCAGGGACCUGUCAACAACAACCUUGCUACCAGGACUGAGGAACCCGGGUACCUCCCGGAGGGGAAGAAAGAGGAAACAGGAGAGACGGAGAUCUCUCUGGUAUCCCACUGUGGGUCUGCCUUAAGCUCCAGCAACAUCCUCUCCUUGCAACCCAGCAGCCGAGACCCGGGAUCUCGGCAUGACCGGGAAACUAGACAAUUCCGGGAGGAGGCUGCUCUCCUGAAGGUGAACCCCAAGGCAGAAGGGAGAGCGGGCGAGAGAGAGAGAGCGGGCGAGAGAGAGAGAGCGGGCGAGAGAGAGAGAGCGGGCGAGAGAGAGAGAGAGAGAGAGAGAGAGAGAGAGAGAGAGAGAGAGAGAGAGAGAGAGAGAGAGAGAGAGAGAGAGAGAGAGAAGCAGAGACAGAGACAGGCAGAGACAGAGACAGGCAGAGGCAGACAGAGACAGGCUGCGUGAGACGAGAAGUCUUUGCUGGGCAUUAGAAGCAAACCCAUACGGACCAGUGUAAGAGGGGUGAUCGCUACCGGAGCCUCUCAGAUCCCGCGGGUAGGGAGGCUGAACUGGCUGGACCUCACAGCUCCUCCGAGGACUGGGGGCGGGGGCGGGCCGGGAACCCAGGGAGUCUGGACUCGGACUGCCUCAAUCAACAAAUCUUUUGAUUACUUUGGCGGGGUGGGGGCCAAAACAUUAAAUCGAGAAAAAGAAAAGAAGAAACGAGAGACGCGCACAUCCUACCCACCACCUGCUUUGGGGAUUCCGGCUUGGAUUGCAGGAGAUUCCUAAAACCUAUCUUUGCCAUCCAAGAGAAGAAAAUAGACUCCUGCACACACACACAUACAUACACGCACACGCACUCACUCACACACAUACACACACACUCAGUCGUCCACACACACACGCGCGCGCGCGCACACAGACAGGGUCACACUCACACGCCCGCUCCAAGCACACACCAGCAGACCGCAGGUCUCUAUGCCCCUGGAUGCUGAAGGCGGAUUGGGAUUUAGGAAGAGAUGCAAGAAGGAUAAGACUGGAGCGGGCCCCCGGAAGCUCCAGGAGCAUCGCUAGGUGUUGCCACGGGGAAGCGGGGCUGCAGGGACGGCAUUGUGAGAGUGGCCAUUUAAGAAAAGCAGCAUCACAGGUCCUAGCAUCUCAAAGGUGCUUGGAAGAUAGUACCUUCUUGGAAACUUACCAACAGCUUACACCUAGGAUUUCUGUGGUUCAAAAGUCCACCAAGUUCUCCUCUUCAUACCAGCAGAGGGCAUGUUUCACAGCCCUGUCUCUUUAUGCCCAUCGACUAAAGGAUGAAUAAGAGAUACUUACAGAAAGCAACAAAAGGAAAGCUGCUAAUAAUAAUAUUUAUUGUAACCUUGUGGGGCAAACUAGCAUCUGGUGCAAACCACCAUAAAACUCACCAUGUUAAAACUGGGACCUGCGAAGUGGUGGCGCUCCAUAGAUGUUGUAAUAAGAACAAGAUAGAAGAGAGGUCACAGACGGUCAAGUGCUCAUGCUUCCCAGGACAGGUCGCAGGCACCACCCGAGCUGCUCCUUCUUGUGUUGAUGCUUCAAUAGUGGAGCAGAAAUGGUGGUGUCACAUGCAGCCAUGUCUUGAAGGAGAGGAAUGUAAAGUUCUUCCAGAUCGGAAAGGGUGGAGUUGUUCCUCAGGAAACAAAGUGAAGACAACAAGGGUAACCCAUUAGCUGAGGACAAAUCAUGCCAAUUUUAAGACUAAGGACAUUAAACAUACCCAUGUCUGGAAUGAAUUACUGAGAUCAACCAGAAGGAAGCAUUUUAUACUGUGGGGAUUGUGCCCUUUGGUAGCAUCCUCACAUUCUUCCCAAUGGAUUCUUGGCUUGCAAUGAACAACCCUUUAAGAGCAAAACUUCUCCAGAGUCAAACAUGAACUUCUUUCUGUAUUAUGAAGCUCUCAAUGAGGUUAAACUGUUUGCACUUGUAAAUUGAACAUGCUAGAAGAAUUUGAAGUUGCAGUCCAAGGAGCUGAUAUCUUCCCAGGUGAUGGAAGAGACACUAAACUCUUGGGUUCUUGGCUGCAGAUGUGAUUGCUUUUCUGGUUACUGAAAGCAGACUACAAAACACUGGCUUGUCUAUGCUCCUGGGCCUUCUGUUUCAUUGGCUGGUGGGACUGCUCUCAGCUUUAAUAAUAUUUCUUCUGUAGAACUUGUCCUCUGGCAUGGCAUACCUUUGGACAUUUUGAUUUGUAUCCUAAUCUUGGAGCUCUAAAAGCCUACAUAUUUUAACAUCCUAAAGUUGCUUUUGUUAUAGGAAUGGAAAUAUAUACAUAUAUAUAUAUCUAUUGUUAAUGAUGAUUGUUGGCAAGUAAUAGUUAUCUCAUACAUCAAUCAUAUAAAAAUGUGUAGAAAAGCUAACACCUUUCCUUCCCAAAAGGCAAAUGUACUCUGCUAGCUCUUUGUCAAUUAAAUAAGUAGUGGUCAGAGCUGGAGUACCAUGUUUAUUAUAAGAUAUUUUGUACCUUUAAAACAUCUCUUGUCAGGUUUCUUUUUUUCCUUCCCCAAAACGUGUUAUGUGCUUUGGUUCCAUAAUGUGCUAUUCUUCCCCCAAUUUCCACCAAUCAGAAAUAAGCAGUCACUAAUGUUAAGUAGUCCUGAUUUUUGAAAAUUUCCAGGGAUGCAUGCCAGUUUUAUAAUGCUGAACUUAGAAAAUGUUCAUUUAAAACUCCUUUUCAUUUUCCUUUGUCUCUCCUCUUCUUUUCUUUUUUUUCAAAAGACUAUCUCUGACUUGAACAAAAGUGGUGUUCUGGAUGCUUACGUAUUUGUUUGCUAAAUCUGUCUGUUAAUAGAGGAAAGGGUUCACUUCUCCCAGGCUUCAGUUCACAAAUAUUUGCUUACAGUUAUCCAAUUCAAACCAUUUCCUAGGCCAGUAUUUUUUUUCCCUGCAUUUUAGUGGCUAGCUUUUGAAUUUGUGAUUUGCUGUUCCACAAAAAUGUCUUCUGAAUAUUUAAAAAGCCUUAAACAUCUAUGAACUUGUUUUCUAAGUUAUUACAGAAUGUAUAAUUUUAUACUGCAUUUACUAUAUUCCACUUGUAACAUGGAAGCAGAGGAGAAUGGACAUUGCAUUCCUGAUCUGUACCAAUUGACUACAUGAUCCUGCAGGUGGGGAUGAAGAGAAGGGUGGGACUUCAGUACUUUUAUUUUGUAAACAAACAUGAAGAUUGUACAGAUGCAGGCCUAUUGAAAAUAAUUGUGUGGUCAAACUCAUUCAAGCAGCUGGCAUGAGGCAUCAAUAUGCUGGAGAAGCAGGGAAAUCUUUUUAUUUUUACAACUCAUUGACAUGGCCAAUUAGACAUAAAUUGGGUUCCAUGAUGGAUGUGCACCUUGGAGUGCUUUGGUAAUUCACUAUAUGCAACACUCUUCCAAGACCAAUUCAUUACCUCUGCUGUUUUAUUGUCCAGGAGAGGUAAAAUGUAACCAUUAUUGGAAGCUAAAUUGGAGAUAUAGACUUCUAGCAUCAUACUGAAGAAUAUUGCACACCAUCAACAUUUCUGGGGAAAGAGACGUGUAUCUGCCUCCAUUUUAAUUAGGAGUUGUUUCUAGAACCAGCUAACUGGCUCUGAAUACUUUUUUCAAUAAAAUGUAUAGAACUGGGCAGAAAGACAUGGGAGUUGGAAGGGGAGAACAUCUUUUAAAGGAUCAUUCCUUUUUUUGGAACAAUGCAAAGUGAAAGCUAUGUUAUUUUGUAGGCUAUGAAUUUGGCCUCAAUUUGAUCUUAAUUCUGCUUCAUGCUUCUCCAUAUUGUUUCCUUUGGCUCUUCUUGAAACCAACACUGGAAAUUCUGUAUUAUAUACAAGUGUAACACAUGCAUAUCAAUAGGUGAAAAUAAAUGGAUUUUCAGAUAUUCUAACUAGAUUAUUGCCAGUAGAUUAAUGUUGUGAAUUAUUCAGAAAAAGUGAAUAAAAUUGUGAUAUAAAAUAGA